Molecule: messenger RNA, 670 nt
Organism: Funneliformis geosporum
Lineage: Eukaryota; Fungi; Glomeromycota; Glomeromycetes; Glomerales; Glomeraceae
Source: the annotation of a GenBank genome assembly
AUGGCAAACCAUCAUUUACUUACAUGGAAAGAAAGGAUUAUGAUCACCCUUGAUAUACUCAAUGCACUUCAUAGAAUCCAUAAAGUUGAUGCUAUUCAUAGAGAUUUGCAUUCUGGAAAUAUAUUACAUUCUCCAAGAAAUUAUAAUUGGUAUAUUAGUGAUUUCGGUUUUUGUGGUCCUGCUGAUAAACCAUCGGAUAGUAUAUACGGAAAUCUUCCCUAUAUAGCACCAGAAGUUAUUGCUAGAAUCAAAGAAUACACUAAAGCAUCUGAUAUUUACAGUGUUGCUAUACUUAUGUGGGAAAUUUCAGCGGGAAAACCACCUUUUAAGGAUCAUAAUUAUGAUAAAGAUCUCGCAAUGUGUAUCGUAAAUGGAAUGAGACCAAAAAUAUUACCAGGAACUCCUUUAGAAUAUAAAAAAUUAAUUGAACAAUGUUGGGAUGCUGAUCCAUCAAAACGACCAGAUAUUAAUACUCUUUAUGAUGAAGUAAAAAAAAUCAGUAAAUUAUAUUAUCAAAAUAAAAAUGAAACUCAAAUGAAUAAUUAUCACAAUAAGAUUAAUUUACAAAUUAAAAUAAAUAAUAAAACAAGUAAAAGUAUUGAUUUUCUUUUCAAAAGUUCCAAAGUUUAUUGUUUUAAUAAUUUUCCUAAUCCAAGAAAUGCUACCAAAG